This is a messenger RNA of Olea europaea var. sylvestris, 2262 nucleotides long. RefSeq lists its product as uncharacterized. Bases 207 to 1817 code for a protein of 536 amino acids. NCBI's taxonomy places the organism in Eukaryota, Viridiplantae, Streptophyta, Magnoliopsida, Lamiales, Oleaceae. The transcript is spliced from 13 exons. Gene Ontology annotation, biological process: retrograde transport, endosome to Golgi. Gene Ontology annotation, cellular component: Ric1-Rgp1 guanyl-nucleotide exchange factor complex; Golgi membrane. The record is from RefSeq and is a predicted model, not a curated record.
AAAUAAAUUUUAUCAGUUAAUCUAAUGUUGGAUCUAGUAUUCAUCGCUCUUCAUUCUGACCUACCAACAAAAACGUCGAAGAUGCCCAUUGCAAUUUCAAAAAAUCUUUAAUCUGUUCAUCAAUUGCUGUAAAACCUUAGUAACACACAGAUUCAUCAAAUAUUUUGCAAUGUAUUAAUUUCCCCAAAUUUGAGAAUUUCCUGAAAAUGCCACCGCCGAGUAAACCCUCCCGGAGAUUUUCUUUCUUCGGUCUCGUCACCGGGGGUGAUAAUACCGCUAAAGACGAUCUGGAGUUGCCGCAGCUGAACUUGGAAGCGGACAGGGAAGUCUAUAGACCGGGAGAUCCAUUGACUAUCACGAUUGAAAUAAAAAACCCAACACCCGAAUGGUCACUUUUGAUUGAAAAGCUUAACUUCGAGAUUAAAGGGAUUGAAAAAUUGGACCCUCAAUGGUUCAACACUCCCAAGCCCACUCCUCACUUGAAGCAACGACGAGGGGAGUAUGUUUUCAUGGAUUGCUCAACUCUCACAGUGGUUUCCAAUCAAAUUCUUUCAUGUGGGACCACUAAAACUUAUAUGGUGCGCACACUUCUGCCAACCAUUAUACCACCAUCAUACAGAGGUGCAGCCAUUCGUUAUCUGUACUAUGUAAGGUGUGCAUUGUCUGGCCAAUAUCUGAAUUUGGAAAAUGGAUCCUCUCAUGAGGGGUCAAUACGAGAUCUUUCUGAGCUGGAAUCUCGAAUACCAUUUCAAGUAUGGGUCAGUCAGGAAAACAAUGGGUUGCAGAGUGAAGAAGCUUGCAAUGACGGAAUUGUACCAGCAUCAACCAUCCUCUUAGACGUGUAUUGGAAAGAAAUGAAUGCAGAUUCUGAAUGGGCUAAAGUGAAUGAUGCUUUUGAUGGAGUUGAGGAAGGAUAUGAAAGUUCACGCGAUGAGAUCUCAUCUGUUUCUUCCUAUAAUCAUUUGAAGGAAGAUGUGCAUAAAGCUUUUGGAAGUUCAUUAUCAUUGCAGUCAUUUGCAGCAAGGUCUUCCAAUAGAGGUUCUGUGUAUCUUGAAGGACGCACGAGCAUAUCUUCAAACGUAGCACUUCCUCGGCUGUCUGUGGCUGAGGUCUUACAUGAUUCUACUGGUGAUGCUUUGUCCUCGAACAGGUCUUCAGCUAUCGCAUCUCCAAAUCAGCAGCUAAAACAUCCAGAAACCUUUUCUGUAGGUGAUGGCAUGAGAGUAUCAUCUUCCUCCAGAAAUACUGAACCUGGAGCAUCAGAAGGGUAUGUUCGAGGAAGAUCAUAUAAUAUCAGACUUGAUGACAAAGUUCUACUAAGAUUUUCACCAAAGAACUCUGAGUCAAAUUACUACUUCAGUGAUAUGAUAGGUGGAACCCUUACCUUCUUUCAUGAAGAAGGGCCUAGGAGAUGCCUUGAGUUGACAAUAGCUCUGGAGAUGAUGGAGACUAUAAGUCGGCACUUUGUCCAUCCUUCUCGGAGGCAUUCUCCUAUUAUUACUAAGGUUCAUAGUGAUCACCAUGAGGUUGUUGCAGAUUUAGUACAGACUAGCUUUCUCUUUUCAAUUCCUAUGGAUGGACCAAUGACUUUUUCUACCCGCUAUGUCUCUGUGCAAUGGGCUCUUCGUUUUGAGUUUCUUACUACUCCAAAGAAUGUGGACUGGACAAGAUAUGAGCAUCCUCUUCUGAUCGAGGGAAGAGAGAAAUGUGAGUGGAUUCUUCCAAUUACCGUGCAUGCCCCUCCUCUAGGGGCUGCAGCUGCCCAAUCUCGAAAUGAGAAGUCCUUCUCAUUGGAACCCCUGUGGAUUCGUACUUGAAGGCGGGACGACUGGUGAUGCAACAAUCCAAUUUAACCGCUGAAAGCUAAAUAUUCCAUGGCAAUUGGGUUCUUCUUCUUCCCAGAGAUCGUGUGGUUAAAUGCUGAACUGCUAUAAUAACAGAUUCAGCCACAAAGGUUGACCAUUUAACAAUGUAUCGUCAAGUGGAUGCAGUCAGUAGCGAGAAUGCUUUCCUUCACACUUUAUCAUUUAGAGUCUACAUUUUUGGCACACCGGAAAUAGAACUUCACACUUAUACUAUUUUCUGUUUAGUUUCUGGUCUCUCUCUCUUUCUUCAUCCCUUUGUUACUGUACUUGUGUCUGCGCUUGUACAUUUGUAAAAAAUAAUAAUUCAGCUGUUUUCCAGCGCAUCGAGGCAAAGCAAGGUCUGCCUACAUGGAUCCCAUUUGUUAUUUUUGACGUGCAAAUUUUCUGGUUAUUAAUA